Molecule: messenger RNA, 604 nt
Organism: Penaeus monodon (black tiger shrimp)
Lineage: Eukaryota; Metazoa; Arthropoda; Malacostraca; Decapoda; Penaeidae
Exons: 2
Coding region: 103-585 (160 amino acids)
Source: RefSeq, a predicted model, not a curated record
UUCCCCGAGUCAUAACCGAGAGGAAAACAAACCACAGCGGAAAAAAACAUUGACACUUAGUUUUGUGUUGAUUUAUAUAUUGUUUGUUUUCAGGUGUUCUUGAUGCCAAAUAUGCAUAUUGCGCUACACAGACCGUUUCCAAAAAUAUCCAUUAAGGUGAAACCCAAGGAAUGCAAUGCCACCAAGCUUAAAACCUUCCCCUGGAGCAAGCUGGAUGCGAAGUUGCAGGAAGACGGAAGUUUGAAUGCCUCGGCUGCUACCAUAGGAUACCCGUGCAAUGUUGAGAGGUUCUGGAAAUACAGGGAUACGUGGAAGAAGGAAUUCGCCUUCUCUGAUACCAUCCGUCAGAAGAACCGCCAGAGAAUGAAGAAGGUACUCGAGCAGUGGCGCAGCAGGCAGGGCAACGUGACGAGAGAAGGAGGGAAAGAAGCCAAUCCCGUGGUGGUCGGAGUCCAUGUUCGAAGGGACGGAUUACAUCAAGUAUCUCGCGAUGAAGACCGGUGGCGGAGCUCCUCCGGGCCUCAAGUACUACAGAAACGCUUUCGAAUACUACAGGAAGAAGUAGGUUUGCCUCGUGUUCUGUGAUGCAGCUAUAGGCAAUGUG